Plenodomus lingam JN3 is the source of this 117-nucleotide messenger RNA. NCBI's taxonomy places the organism in Eukaryota, Fungi, Ascomycota, Dothideomycetes, Pleosporales, Leptosphaeriaceae. The record is from RefSeq and is a predicted model, not a curated record.
AUGCGUCACUCGAGUCAUGGUAUUCUUUUUACCGUCGUCGACGACUGCACUAAUUCGGAGAAUAGAAAGCAGGGCGUCUCCGGCAGAACCCACUUCGAGGCCGAUCCGGCGGAUUGA